CGCGAAAGUGAUGAAGGAGCUGGGCACCGGACGCUCGCGCGGCUUCGGGUUCGUGAGCUACGAGGACCGCGUGAGCUCUGCGACGGCGAUCAAGAAGAUGCAGGGGUACAAGAUACUGGGGAAGCGGCUGAAGGUUGAGUUCAAGAAGGGCGAGCAGGAGAGCAAUCCGAUGGACACCGGCGACAAGAUGCGGGACCUCGACGGGGACGACGAGGGCAAGAAGAGCUAUCCCGAUGACGAGCGGCUCAUAGGCUACCUGAGGGCCAUCUCGGCAAAGAACGUCGUCCAGUCGACAGAGAAGGACGGCGAUGCCAGGUCCGGCGACGGCGACGCCGCGGCGGCCGAGGCGCCCGAGCCUUCCGAGGGCGGCGACUAG
This is a messenger RNA of Prorocentrum cordatum, 376 nucleotides long. The record is from the annotation of a GenBank genome assembly. NCBI's taxonomy places the organism in Eukaryota, Dinophyceae, Prorocentrales, Prorocentraceae.